AAAAUGUGUGAUAUCCUAGCGGCAAUAUCCUACAGUUAUGGUUACAAUGAGCGUCCUAGGAAGCGUGUAAAGAUAAAUAUGACUAUCCCAUCAAGACCGGCACCGCCUCCUCCUCAGCGUAAUACGAAUGCUCCCUUGCGCUACACCCCAACGACAGAUUGGGACUUUUGUGCUUUUGAUUCCAGCAACACAUCUACCAGCCAGCCCAUCGUCACCAGCAAUGGCGAAUGCUUUCCACCAACACAGCAGAAUGUAAAAGCAAAAAAACCACCUCCACCUAGGCCUCCGCCACCAAAACUACCGGCCGCCCCAACCGCCCCGCUCAAGAAACCUAAUCAACCGCAAUCGAUAAAUAUUUUGUCCAGCCUAUUUGGCCAUAAGCGAGGUUCAAAUGGAGUGGCGACUGCAGGCAAAUCGACUGCUAGUGGUAGUACUGUGGCGCAUCGAAAACAAAGCAUUAAUUUAAAACUCCCGCCUCCACCGACGGGUUCAGGUUCUUCGACAAGACAUAUUUCUAAUCACACAGUUUUAGCCGAAAGUGUGCAGCACAGCAGUACAAACUAUGGAUCAUUCAUACAACAAUCGGCUAGGAGUGCCGGCACAGGAGCUGCUGCAUCAACAAAUGCCGAUAUGCAACUGAUAAGCUUCGAUUCGCCACCCAGUUCGCCGACAUUCACACAAAAGUCUUGCAGCGAUUGCAUUAGCGUGGAUAGUUUCAGCUCGGACUCGAACUACUCAUCGCCCAACAAUGGCAACAUGUCACAGGCCGAGAGUGGUUUCGAGGAUGAUUUUGUCGCCUGUGCCAGCAACAACAGCAACCGUCACAACCGGGCCGGUUCGAGCGUACCGUGGGGAGAUCUGGAUCCGUUUGAUGGUGGGGCAAUAACGAGCGCCACUACAGGGCCGGUUAUUUAUGGAACGAUUCCGCUGACAUCGUCCGCAACAGCUCAGAUUCGUACUCCACUGAUAAACAGCAAACUGCAGCAAUCGGAUUUCGUCGAUCCUCUGUGCAAUGGACAGAGCGUUCUGCCGAAGCUGCCAACUAUGUCAAUGCCGACGAUAAUAAAACCUCCAAGCAACCCAGAUAGCCAAAAGUCCACUCCGUCGCAUUCGUUCUCAAUGCGUAACAAGACUUUGGCCCCAGCAGUAAAGUCAAUGCCUCCAAAGGAAUCUUCUUCCCUGUAUGCAGGACUGGAGGACGAUUUCUCUAUUGAUACGCUAACAUCCUAUCCACCAAUGCCGAGUGUGCCUCCUCCACCACCGCCAUCCACAGACUUGGAGACGUAUGGGGAAGAGCCGUACGGCAUUGCAUUGUACGACUUCCAGAGUGAGACGGAUGAGGAUUUAUGUUUUAAGACGAACGACAAGAUUUAUCUGCUGAAGCGACUGAACGACGAAUGGUAUAUGGGUCGCGACAAACGUGGCCUUGAAGGAAUGUUUCCCGUAAACUACGUCGAGGUGAAGGUACCGCUAUUAGCAGGUUGUUCGCAAGAGAAACAACCACCGCAGCAGCACAGUGUGGCGUUACCAUUGACAACAAAAACGGUGCGUGCUGGUAGCGGCGAUGGUGGUGUGAUAGUCCGGGCGCUGUAUAAUUUUAAAGCGGAAGCACCGGAAGAUCUUAGCAUGAUGGAGAACGACUUAGUUGCGGUACUGUAUCAAAUUACUCCAGAUUGGCUUUACGGGGAGAUCGACGGCCGGAGAGGUCAAUUUCCUGCAAACUUUUUAGAGUAUGUGCCACAAAAAUUACCGCAAAUGCCUACCGCCAGCAGUGGCAGCUAAGCACCAAAUCCAAAAAUGGAAGAAUGUGUCGAAUCUCGAGUAUUUACAUAUCCUGUAGGAAAGCUUGCCUUAG
Anopheles maculipalpis is the source of this 1855-nucleotide messenger RNA. RefSeq lists its product as uncharacterized. Gene Ontology annotation, cellular component: actin cortical patch. Bases 4 to 1782 code for a protein of 592 amino acids. Gene Ontology annotation, biological process: plasma membrane tubulation; endocytosis; actin cortical patch localization. The record is from RefSeq and is a predicted model, not a curated record. NCBI's taxonomy places the organism in Eukaryota, Metazoa, Arthropoda, Insecta, Diptera, Culicidae. Gene Ontology annotation, molecular function: lipid binding; protein binding. The transcript is spliced from 4 exons.